Messenger RNA from Colletotrichum godetiae, 852 nucleotides. RefSeq lists its product as uncharacterized. The coding region runs from base 1 to 852 and encodes 283 amino acids. The record is from RefSeq and is a predicted model, not a curated record. NCBI's taxonomy places the organism in Eukaryota, Fungi, Ascomycota, Sordariomycetes, Glomerellales, Glomerellaceae. Gene Ontology annotation, cellular component: intracellular anatomical structure. Gene Ontology annotation, molecular function: oxidoreductase activity, acting on NAD(P)H, oxygen as acceptor. The transcript is spliced from 2 exons.
AUGCCUUCCGACCACCUGGACGACGUGCGGCCCAUGUUUGAGCUUCGCGGCCGCAACUACAUCGUUACGGGCGGAGCUCAGGGCAUCGGUUUUGCAUGCACCCGCGCCAUUUGCGAGAUGGGCGGAAAUGUAGCGGUUUUUGAUAUCCAGGAUAAGCCCGUCGAUGAGUUUACCACGCUCUCCGCGAAGUUCGGCACAAAAACCAUUUACAUCAAGACGGACGUCACGUCACAAGAAAGCAUCCAAGCAGCAUUCGACAAGGUGAUUGCGGAGUUCGGGUCUAUCAAUGGCUGUGUCCCAGCGGCGGGUAUCGCCAUAGACAAGCCAUUCCUCGAUCAAACCUGGGCCGAGUUCAACCGCAUCCAGGAAAUCAACUUUGUACUUAUGAAUAGACAGGUUCGCGGAACAUUUUUCGUCGCUCAACUUGCGGCCAAGCAAAUGUUGAAGCAAGGUUCCGGGGGCAGCAUGGUCCUACUGGCCUCCCAAUCCGCGCACAUUGCUCUUCCCGGCUACCGCAUGGCGGCAUACAACGCAUCCAAGGGCGCCGUCUUCAUGCUGUCCAAGGCCCUGGCCGUCGAGCUCGCACCACAUAAUAUUCGCGUAAACACCAUCUCUCCCGGAUUCGUGGAUUCAGAAAUGACAAGAAAUGUCCGAGCAUCAAAGAGUAAGCGUGAGGGAGAGCAGAUGUGGCUCGCGCCACCCAACCAGAGACUUAGCACUCAAAACGACCUUACUGGUGCCGUCGUUUACCUUCUCAGUGAUGCUGCGCGCCACACGACUGCGGCGGAUAUACCCAUUACUGGUGGGCUUCAUGCGGGGACCAUGGAUGGACUGAUUAGUUACGACUCGUAA